Molecule: messenger RNA, 2553 nt
Organism: Carica papaya (papaya)
Lineage: Eukaryota; Viridiplantae; Streptophyta; Magnoliopsida; Brassicales; Caricaceae
Product: L-type lectin-domain containing receptor kinase VIII.1-like
Biological process (GO): protein phosphorylation
Molecular function (GO): ATP binding; protein kinase activity; carbohydrate binding
Source: RefSeq, a predicted model, not a curated record
UAAACAAGGACACGUGUCUCUCUCACAUCCACCUGUCACCUUCACCGUCCUUUGGAUUCUCUUCUUCCUACUCCCAUAGUAUUCCUUUGUUUGUUUCCUGAACUUUGUUCUGUUUCAAGCCAAAGAAAGAAUACAAUCCCCCUUUCUCAAACACCCGUGAGUAUUCAAUAAUCAAUUUCCUUUCUUCUUUCUUCUUUCAUUUUCUUCAUCUGAUCCGCUAAAUCCCUCUAAUGGCCAUGCGUUGAUACCCAACAAAUGUUUACCUUUUAUCUCUUCAUCUUUUUCGUCUUCGCCAUUGCUGCGGGAGCUCUUCCCACCACUGAAUUCGAUUUCGGUACGUUGACGCUCGGGAGUCUGAAACUUAUCGGCGACGCCCAUUUGAACAAUGGCAGCGUCAGUCUCACGCGUGAUCUGGCGGUUCCUAACUCCGGCGCCGGCAAGGUUCUUUACACGAAGCCCGUUAGGUUCCGGCAACCGGGCACCCAUUCUCCGGCUAGCUUUUCGACUUUCUUCUCCUUCUCUGUAACUAAUCUCAACCCCUCCUCCAUCGGCGGAGGUCUCGCUUUUGUCAUCUCGCCGGACGACGAGACUGUCGGCGCCGCCGGCGGCUCUCUCGGCCUACUCGACGACAAGGGCCUUGGUUCGGGAUUUGUGGCAGUGGAAUUUGAUACCCUAAUGGACGUGGAGUUUAAGGAUAUUAAUGGUAAUCACGUGGGUUUGGAUCUAAACACCAUGGUAUCGUCGGAGGUUGGCGAUUUGGGUGCCAUAGAUAUUGAUCUCAAGAGCGGUGAUAUAGUGAAUUCAUGGAUUGAGUAUGACGGGUCAACUCGUAUUUUCAACAUCUCAGUUUCUUACUCGAAUUUGAAACCGAAAGACCCGAUUUUGUCGGUCAUUCUCGAUCUGGAUCAGUACGUGAAUGACUUUAUGUACGUGGGGUUUUCUGGGUCGACUCAGGGGAGCACAGAGACUCACAGUAUCGAAUGGUGGAGUUUUAGCUCCUCCUUUGAGUCGAACUCGGAAUCUGACUCGGUCACACCGCCGCCUCCAAUGACUAGUUUAAUGAAUCCAACGGCUAAUUCCGUGAAAUCACCGCCUCCUUCAUUACCUCCUUCUGGUUCCAAUCCGAUCUCCAGUACUCAACAAAAGAGCAGCAAGUCAUCUUCCUGCCACAACCAGUUAUGCAAGCAAGGUGCAGGGGCUGUUGCAGGAGUGGUUACUGCAGGGGCCUUCUUCUUAGCCCUGUUCGGCGGUGCUCUUUUCUGGGUUUACAACAAGAAAUUCCAAAAUGUAAAAAAAUCAGAAUCUUUUGCAUCUGAUAUAAUCAAAAUGCCGAAAGAAUUCACCUACAAGGAGCUGAGAUCCGCUACCAAAUGCUUCAAUGCGAAUAGAAUAAUCGGCCAUGGCGCAUUCGGGACUGUCUACAAGGGUAUUUUAACAGAGACCGGCGACAUUGUUGCAGUAAAAAGAUGCAGCCAUAGUACGCAAGGCAAGAACGAGUUUCUCUCAGAAUUAUCAAUAAUCGGAGGUCUUCGCCAUCGAAAUCUGGUAAGACUUCAAGGAUGGUGCCAUGAAAAAGGUGAAAUUCUAUUAGUUUAUGAUUUAAUGCCAAAUGGGUCCCUCGACAAAGCUUUAUUCGAAGCAAGAACACCUCUCCCAUGGACUCACAGACAAAAAAUAUUACUGGGUGUAGCAUCAGCUCUAGCUUACUUACACCAAGAAUGUGAAAACCAGGUGAUCCACAGAGAUGUAAAGAGCAGCAACAUAAUGUUAGACGAAGGAUUCAAUGCUCGUUUAGGUGAUUUUGGAUUAGCCAGACAAGUGGAGCACGACAAAUCUCCAGACGCCACAGUAGCCGCCGGAACAAUGGGUUAUUUAGCUCCAGAAUAUCUCUUAACCGGAAGAGCAACGGAGAAAACCGACGUGUUCAGCUACGGAGCGGUUGUUCUUGAGGUGGCUUGUGGGAGGAGACCGAUAGAGAAGGAAUUUUCAGGGGUUGGAGUAAACAGCAAUCUGGUAGAGUGGGUUUGGAGCUUGCACAGAGAAGGAAGGUUGUUAAUGGCGGCUGAUGCGAGACUUGAAGGUGAGUUUGAUGAAAAUGAGAUGAGGAAGGUGCUCUUGGUUGGGUUGGCUUGUUCGAACCCUGACCCACUGGCUCGACCCACCAUGAGAGGUGUGGUCCAGAUGCUGGUGGGGGAGACAGAGGUCCCAUUUGUUCCCAGAGCCAAACCUUCAAUGAGUUUUAGCACUUCACAUCUUUUGUUGAGCUUGCAGGACAGUGUGUCAGAUUGUAAUGGCAUGAUCACUAUAACCAGUUCUUCCUCAUCAGAAAAUAGUUAUAAUGGUGGGGAUGAUUUGGUGUGAAGCGUCGUCAAGAUUUACCCAAAAGGGCUCUUAUUUUUUACCUUAUGUAUACGUUAUAUGUCAAUUCAUAUUCAUUUGUUCAUGUAUAUGUAAAACCCAAUAACAAUACCUUUUAAGGUCUAGUUUUUAGGCAAUUUUGUGUUUACUGAUGUUCUUAGUUUUGGGUGAAUAAAAUAACCACCUUUUACUAAA